Colletotrichum scovillei is the source of this 2682-nucleotide messenger RNA. RefSeq names its product arginyl-tRNA synthetase. Gene Ontology annotation, cellular component: plasma membrane. The coding region runs from base 593 to 2530 and encodes 645 amino acids. The transcript is spliced from 2 exons. The record is from RefSeq and is a predicted model, not a curated record. Lineage: Eukaryota; Fungi; Ascomycota; Sordariomycetes; Glomerellales; Glomerellaceae. Gene Ontology annotation, biological process: copper ion import; intracellular iron ion homeostasis; iron ion transport. Gene Ontology annotation, molecular function: ferric-chelate reductase activity.
CUUGACGAUGCCAAACUCGUUCGGAUGCAUGCUGGACCGUGUCGCGCUAACCAUUCUCUAAAUCAGCGCAUUUCGUGCCGCCGAGCCGGCUACUCAUUACUGGUAACGUUUCUCUUGUGCCCGGCUUCUGGCCAGUCACUUGUUUCGCUUACGCUGCCCAGAGUCUUUGCCUCUUGAACUUGCUCAAUACACCUCAUUCUUCUGGCCGAUUUCACAGUCUUCAAACGCCGUAUAGUCGGGACGUGUGAACUGUUCGAGGCGCAGAUUUCAUUCUUCGUAUUUCAAUUAUUGGAUGAAUUCGUGGUAUCUGGGAGUCUAUGCGCAUGCGAAUGGUAGUGUUUGCUUUGUGAGAUGGUUUCACGAAUUUGCGCUACCUCAUGACAUCGGCGCGCCAUUGGCAUCCCCUCUCAACAUCUCACAACGAACCUCUGCAUUUAAUCAACCUGAAUUGAGCGGGCUGUAACGAGUUAAAGAAGGAAGAAUCGGCGGAGCUGGAGACCGCCAAAGCUGCAAAUCAGCAGAUCCAGCGAAACUUACCACGGUCUACGGCCCUCUCACACUUGGAAGCGCAUCGUCACCAAAAACCGUCGCGAUGAGCCAUAAUCAUGGAGGAGGAAGUAGUAUGGGAGGAGGCAUGACCAUGGGAACGGCGCUAUUCCAGGAGACAAAUGUUCAGCUCGCACAGUCUUUCUGGUACAUCAUUGCAGGCGUCGUCGGGUUCCUGGGUAUCAUCCGCGGUCUCAACUAUCUCGAAAGCCUAAGAAGACUUAAGCGAUGUCGCACCGAGUCCGUUCGAUUCCCGACGAAACCCUCAAAUAUUAUAGCACAGAUAUGGGCGACAUCAACAGCGCUCGUCCGCGAAGCAGGACACCCGCAAAUCUACAUCCCCAUAAAGGGCCUCCGCUGGGCGACGCCGCCGUCACUCGGUCGCGUACUUGUCCUGUUGGCCUACUGGGCCGUCAUCAUCUACAUGAUGGUCAACGAUGCCGUCAUCAAGGACGCGUACUUCUGGGAACGCAUAGGUUUCCGCAACGCCUGGGUGACUGUUAUGCAAAUGCCCCUCCUUUAUCUCUUGGCGAUGAAGGUCAACGUGGUGGGAUUCAUCAUAGGCGCCUCGCAUGAACGACUAAGCUGGCUUCACCGAUGGGUCGCCAGGACAAUGUUCGUCACGGCGACCGUUCACGGGUUCCAUUUCUGGUCGGAGUGGGUGCGCGCAGACUUUGUCGAGACGCAGCUGCGGAUCCUACCCGUUAUCAAGUACGGACUCGGGGCCUGGGGGAUCCUCAUCUGGACGUUCCUCACGGGUAUGAGACCCCUCCGCAGCAUGGCGUACGAGCUCUUUCUCCUGCAGCAUAUCCUCUCGGCGGUACUCUUCAUCUGGCUGGUCUAUGUACACAUUCCGGCCUACGCGAAGCAUUACCUCUGGUUUUCCGUCGCCAUCAUCUGCUUCGACCGCCUUGCGCGCUGGGUGUUCCUUGCCUGGCAGAAUACGAGGCUCCGACCCAACAGAUCGACGUGUAAGGGGAUGAAGCGAGUUGGACACGAGGUGCAGAUCCGGACAGCGGGCUCGUCUACGACGGUAUUGACGAUCAAGGAUGUUCACUUCUCGUGGAAGGCGGGGCAACACUUAUAUCUCUGGCUGCCGCGUAUCGGGCCCCUUGAGGCACACCCUUACACAAUCGCGUGCGCACACCAGCUUCCGGAGACGUGUACCUGCAACAGUAUCCAGCUUGUCGUCCGGAAACACGGUGGGUUCUCCAAGAGACUGCAUAACCACGCGGAAAAGUUUCAGGCAUCUGGGAAGAAGGAGACGCUUACGGGCUUCGUGCUGGGGCCGUUCGGAGCGCCGCCUAGAUGGGAUAUCUACGACACCAUGGUUCUCAUCUCAGCGUCUACGGGGACGUCUUUCACGCUGCCUAUCUUGGAGAGCAUCGUUCAGAGCCGCAGGAAGACAUGCAUUACGAGGAUUGAGUUCAUCCUCAUGGCAUGCCAGGGUGAAGAAAUAGAAUUCUACACGCAGCGGCUGCGGGAGUCGAUGGAUCGGGCGCAGCAGAACGGCAUUGAGCUGCAGGUGCAUAUCGCCAUUACGCGGUCCGGCAAAGCCAAGGAAGGCGAGGCGACGACGGUUCUCUACUCAGACCGUGAAGGAAGCUCUAGCUCAAGUUCGUCUGCGAAACACAGGAGGAUCGCCUCUGACGACUCCGUGGACGGUAGUGGCGGCAGUGGUGGAUGCUGUCAGGAAAAGGGACUAGACUUGGAAAAGGGCGAUGAGGUGCCGCUUACACCCAGGAUCCGGAGCGGGUCCUUGAUGAGCAUGGUGAAGGAGUACUAUUGUCGUCCUGAUCUGGAGGCUUUGAUUCGAGAACCCGUCGAGGCUGCGGGCGGCGAGACGUCGAUCGUUGUCUGUGGUGGGCAGUCGUUGACGAGUUCGGUGAGGAAUUGCGUGGCCUCAUUAUCGGAUGAGAGGGCGGUCCAUAAGGGGACGGGGGCACAGGGGAUUCAUCUUUUUGUCGAGGAGUAUUCGUUCUAGAUAAUAUCAACGUAAUUAUAGACUCAUGCAAGUCAUUGGCAUUUGACGCGUACUCAUACUGCUUGUCAACAUGUGUAAAUAUCAUGUCUACAAAAAAGAAACCAGUUGGGAUGGUAUACAAGACUCCACGGCUUGGAUGUCAUUGGUGGGGA